Dioscorea cayenensis subsp. rotundata (Guinea yam) is the source of this 1471-nucleotide messenger RNA. Its product is annotated as transcription factor MYB61-like. The transcript is spliced from 3 exons. Bases 36 to 491 code for a protein of 151 amino acids. NCBI's taxonomy places the organism in Eukaryota, Viridiplantae, Streptophyta, Magnoliopsida, Dioscoreales, Dioscoreaceae. The record is from RefSeq and is a predicted model, not a curated record. Gene Ontology annotation, biological process: regulation of stomatal movement.
UAUAUAUAUAUAUAUAUAUAUUAAUUAGUACAAGAAUGGGUAGGCAUUCUUGCUGUUAUAAACAGAAGCUCAGGAAAGGACUCUGGUCUCCAGAGGAAGAUGAGAAGCUCAUGAAGCAUAUCACCAAGUACGGCCAUGGAUGCUGGAGCUCAGUACCUAAACUUGCUGGUCUCCAGAGGUGUGGGAAGAGUUGCAGAUUGAGGUGGAUAAACUACUUGAGACCUGACCUGAAGAGAGGCACAUUCUCAGACCAGGAGGAGAACCUCAUCAUUGAGCUGCAUGCGGUCUUAGGCAACAGGUGGUCUCAGAUUGCAGCACAGUUGCCAGGAAGAACAGACAAUGAGAUAAAGAACCUCUGGAACUCGUGCAUUAAGAAGAAGCUGAGGCAGAGGGGGAUUGACCCUGUCACACACAAGCCGCUCUCAGAGACAGAGACCCAAACAGAUGCCAGAGAAGAUGGUUGCAAAGGCCACCGCCGAAGGAGACGCUGAGAAGAUAUCAAAGCCACAAGUCAGUAGUGAAGUGAAGCUCCCACUCCCUGACAACUUCAAAUCCAAUACCAGCAGUACUGUUACCAUUAGGAACAGAGAGCUCCAGCUGCUGCAGGGAUUCAUGCAUGGAUCACCACCAGUUCUUGGUCAGACAUGAGAGCUCAUCGAGCUGCAGCCAGAACCAGACCCAGACAUCCAACCCAAUGGACUGCUUAUCCUUUCCCCCAGGAUUGAACUACAGCACCAACUCACUCUUCUGGUUCAACCAGAACUCUAGGCAAUUCAACAUCAAUCCCGACUUGAACUGUAGUAACUCCAAUAUGUAUAGUGUCAUGCCGCCCAUAACGUGUGCUGGCCCAAUGUUCUCAACUCCUGUGGAUCUAAAGUCCAUUGCUCUUGCUCCAGCCUGCACAAAUGCUCAUGGGACUGGGAAUCAAUACUGGGAGGUAUGUCAUGAUUCCAGCAACAGUAGUGCCAGCAGCGGUAUCGGAGGUGGCGGCAGCGGCAGCGGGGGGAUUGAUGGCCUGCAAAGCAAUAAUAGCUCGUUAGUGGACAGUGGCAUCUUCUCAUGGUCAGACGGAGAAUCUGAAGAACUUAAAUGGUCAGAGUACCUUCAAGGCUCAUUCCCUGUCUCUGCAGCGUUGAUCAACAACAGCAACAACAACUACAACCAAAGCCAACAGCUUUUCUCUGGAGGACAACAACAAGUUAAGGCAGAGGGCUACUUUGGGAAUGAUGGCGGCUUGGGUCCUUGGCAUCCGGGCUAUUAUGGUAAGCAUCUCUAAACUUGAACAAUUUCAACAGCAUUCCACGGCUUCUCAUCUGAUCCCAUAAACAGACAAGCUAGCUAGGGACAUGCAUGCAGCCCUGACAUGCUCACAUUAAUUAGUUUCUGAAUUCUUUUCACAAAUGUAUGUGUGUUUCAUAAAUAUAGAUAGAUUUUCUUCUUCUCGUGUAUAUAGAUAGGUUCUUACUUAUGA